AUGUCCGGCAACCCUCCCAAGAUCGGCUACAGCCUCCUAUCCAGUCUAAUCGCCUCAGGUGAACUGUAUAUUUUCCGUGGUUUCAAUGAGCUGAAUGCACGAAAUAUUCUCUACCUCCAGUCUGAGCUAGCGGAGCUGCAAGAAACUUUGCACGACCUAGACGAAGCCUACAAUGAUACGGCGAAGGGAAAUGACAUGUGGAGCGUCCCAAGAAGUUGGCGCGCGGUGAAAAAGGAAGGAAAUGAAUACUUAGAAUGUGUUCUCCGAGUAAGGAAAACGUCAAAGGAAUACUAUAGAGCGUUACAAACACAAGCCUGGCUUCUAAACCAAAAGAGCCCUAAUACGCAAGCUUAUAAGACCCUGAGAGAUGUUUUCAAUUCCCACGGAUCCGACAUAUCGCAAAUGGACGCCAGUUUUCUCUUGGACGAUCGCUACCGCGAUGAUCUGGUCAACCUCGGCUGGGAAGAGAAGGAAGCCAUGACCGAAUUCCUGCAGAGAUUUCUAUGUCAAGCGUUUGAAGUCAAGCGCAUCUCCACUCCCAAUGGAGAAAUGCUCAUCUUCUCGGACCAACGCAUCCGGUCCGCUGUUAGACUACUUGCGAUUGUGCUCUCGUCCGUCCUUCCUAUCCUCUCUAUCGUCGUCUUGUACGUCAUAAAGCAGCAAGACGUUCGCCUUGGCAUGAUAGUCCUGUUUUCAGCCCUAUGCUCAGUGGCACUUGCAACUCUGAGCAACGCAAGGAACGCAGAAAUCAUGGCCGUCACUGCCGCGUAA
Penicillium pulvis is the source of this 771-nucleotide messenger RNA. RefSeq lists its product as uncharacterized. NCBI's taxonomy places the organism in Eukaryota, Fungi, Ascomycota, Eurotiomycetes, Eurotiales, Aspergillaceae. The record is from RefSeq and is a predicted model, not a curated record. The transcript is spliced from 3 exons. Bases 1 to 771 code for a protein of 256 amino acids.